Priceomyces carsonii is the source of this 771-nucleotide messenger RNA. RefSeq names its product 40S ribosomal protein eS1 (gene RPS1). Gene Ontology annotation, cellular component: cytosol; ribosome. The record is from RefSeq and is a predicted model, not a curated record. The transcript has a single exon. Gene Ontology annotation, molecular function: structural constituent of ribosome. Bases 1 to 771 code for a protein of 256 amino acids. Gene Ontology annotation, biological process: translation. NCBI's taxonomy places the organism in Eukaryota, Fungi, Ascomycota, Pichiomycetes, Serinales, Debaryomycetaceae.
AUGGCUGUAGGUAAAAAUAAAAGAUUGUCCAAAGGAAAGAAGGGAUUGAAGAAGAAGGUUGUCGACCCUUUCACCAGAAAGGAAUGGUUUGACAUCAAGGCACCGUCUACUUUCGAACAUAGAGCUGUUGGUAAAACUUUGAUUAACAAAUCUACUGGUUUGAAGAAUGCAGCUGAUGGGUUGAAGGGCCGUGUCGUCGAAGUAAGCUUAGCUGACUUGCAAGGAUCUGAAGAUCACUCUUAUAGAAAAGUGAAGUUAAGAGUCGAUGAAGUUCAAGGUAAAAACUUGUUGACUAACUUCCACGGCUUAGACUUCACAUCUGAUAAGUUAAGGUCAUUAGUCAGAAAAUGGCAAUCAUUGGUAGAGGCAAAUGUAACUGUCAAGACAUCUGAUGACUACGUGUUGAGAAUUUUUGCCAUUGCUUUCACCAAGAGACAACCAAAUCAAAUCAGAAAGACUACUUACGCUCAGUCGUCCAAGUUAAGAGAGAUAAGAAAAAAAAUGAUCGAGAUUAUGCAAAGAGAAGUCUCUAAUGUGACUUUGGCUCAAUUAACUUCCAAAUUGAUUCCUGAGGUUAUCGGACGUGAGAUUGAAAAGUCUACCCAAACUAUUUUCCCAUUGCAAAACGUCCAUAUCAGAAAAGUUAAGUUAUUAAAACAACCAAAAUUCGACUUGGGUGCCUUGAUGGCCUUGCAUGGUGAAGGUUCUUCUGAAGAAAAGGGCAAGAAGGUUUCCUCGGGCUUCAAGGAUGUCGUCUUGGAAAAUGUUUAA